This is a messenger RNA of Pyrgilauda ruficollis (rufous-necked snowfinch), 722 nucleotides long. Its product is annotated as atherin-like. NCBI's taxonomy places the organism in Eukaryota, Metazoa, Chordata, Aves, Passeriformes, Passeridae. The record is from RefSeq and is a predicted model, not a curated record. The coding region runs from base 1 to 561 and encodes 186 amino acids. The transcript has 2 exons.
AUGCCGCCCGCACCUGGCUUGACGUCGCAGGUGAGCUGCACCCCCGGGGCGCCGCCGCCUCGCUCGGCAGCGCCGUGGGCAAACUCGUCCCCCGCGAACUGGGCGGCUCUGUCGGCGGCGCGCAGCAGGGCGGGCUCGGGGCAGCCCUCGGCGGGGGCGGCGCAGCCCGGGCCGCGGGGCCGCGGGCGCAGGCUCGGCCGAGCCGCCCCCCGCGCCCAGCAGCGAGAGGCAGACGCCGAGCCAGCAGCGCGCCCACCACAGCCGUCUCCCCGGCAUCUCUGGGCGCGCCUGCAAGAGAAGAGAGGCCGCGGCGGGUACCGUCACAGCAUCCCAAAUCCAGAAAAAAACUUUUCACCCCCGUCCCGUCCCUCCCCGGAGUCUUUCGGCGUAACCUGCGGGACGGUGCGGGGCGGCGCCAGAAGCAAGUGCGGCCUCGGGGCUGUGCUCCUCGGAGCGGCUGCCCGCGACGGGGACAACCUCCUUCGAAAGCAGGAGGGAAUGGAAAUGUGCAACAUUCCUGGGGCUUCGUUAGCAUCAGAUUUCCCAAGCGCCUCCCUUUAACUCCUUCGCUGCUCCAGCCCCUGCCGGCUGCCCGGGGCGGCGGUGGGACGGAGGCGGGUGCUGCCCCGCGGCUCCCGCCGCCUUUCAUGGCUGUGUUGUCCCGCGGCGCCUAGACAGGGAUAUGUACAUGUCUAAAAGGGCUGGCUUUUGUUUCCAGUGGU